Molecule: messenger RNA, 393 nt
Organism: Guillardia theta CCMP2712
Lineage: Eukaryota; Cryptophyceae; Pyrenomonadales; Geminigeraceae
Exons: 1
Coding region: 1-393 (130 amino acids)
Molecular function (GO): protein binding
Source: RefSeq, a predicted model, not a curated record
AUGAUACCAGGAGGGCUGUCGGAGCCCUCCCUCACCACAGCUCGCUCAGCACUUCAAGUUCUCUUCACCGACACCAACGGAGCCAACUGGAAGAGAUCCGAUGGAUGGACGACUAGCGCAGACCCUUGCAAGUAUUUUGGCGUCACAUGUCGAGGCGACUCGGUUGUCGCCCUCCGGCUGCCGGCAAACAACCUGCAGGGGAGAAUUCCCAGCUCUCUCGCAACUCAACUCCCUCUCCUGGAACACCUUGACCUCUCCUCCAACCGCCUGCAAGGAUCCCUGCCCUCUCAGAUCGGCUCUUUCCCGCUGCUCGUCCAGCUCAAGCUCAGCAGGAAUCGACUGAGUGGAGCUGUACCUGACUUCUCCCAAGCUCACUUCCUCGCCGAGGUAUGA